AUGAAGAUCUUGUGUAUACUGUUCCUCACAGUGAACUUCCUACAAUAUUUUGUGACUCAAAAAACAGACGUACCUGAGUUUGCAGAUCUUGUUUUCAUGGUGGACAGCUCAAACAGUCUGGAAGCAAAGGCCUUUGGUCAAGUGAAAGGUUUUAUUUCUAGGUUUAUUUCGACAUUGCCCAUAGGAAAUGACAAAUAUCAAAUUGGAUUGGCACAGUACAAUGAUGAUCUACAAGUUGAGUUCAUGCCAAAAACUUACAAAGCUAAAAGUCCUAUUUUGAACCAUAUAAAAAAUAAGUUUAAUUUUAAAGGUGGUUCUCUAAAAACUGGCAAUGCCCUCACAAAAGUGCAUGAAACCUUUUUUAAAGAACUUAUUGGUCGGGACAAAGCUAGGUAUCCAGCAGUACUUGUUGUGAUUACUGCUGGAACCUCUCUUGAUGAUGUAAGAAAGCCAGCCCUGGCUCUGCAAAAAGAUGGUGUAAAAAUAAUUGCAUUAGGAUUACAGACAGCUCCUGAAUCUCAACUGGAAGCUAUUGCUUCAACGUCAAGUUUUGCCUUUCAAAAAUCCAAUGUUCGAGAACUGACCACCUUCUCCAAUGAAAUGGCAAAUGCCAUUAAGGAUGUGAUGAUGUAUACAGCACCAGUGGAUGAUGUUUUCAUUAAGAUCUGUAUAGGUUCAUCGAUCGCUGACAUUGUAUUCUUGGUAGACACAUCUCGUAAUGCAAAUGCAGAAAGUGUGAAGGAUUUUCUACAGAGGAUUAUAUCUGGCCUGGAAAUUAACGAAAACUGUGUCAAUGUAGGACUGGUGAUGUUCAGCAACAAAACUGAAAUAAUUGCCCAGUUGGAUGAAGGAAACAAUAAAUCCAUGGUUGCUAAUUUUAUAGAUCAGAUAUUCACAAUGGAUGAAAAAAUUGUCAACACAGGCUUUGCUCUAAAUUUUACAAGAACCACAGUGUUUGGUAAUGUCACAGCAAGUAGGAGAAGUGGUGGAAUACAAAAGAUUGCAGUCCUAGUCACACAUAGUUCGUCUACAGAUAGCAUUGUAGAGGCAAGCCAUCUUCUUCACAAAGAGAACAUACAAGUUUUCACAGUAGGAGUUGAAAAUGCCAACAAAACACAGCUGAAACAGAUGGCAUCACAUCCAUAUAGUAAAUAUUCUGUUGAUGUAAAAACGUUUGUGACGCUCUCAUCACAUGCAGAUACUGUGCUAAAGAAACUUUUAAAUAGAAUUGACGACGCUGUUUUGACUUCUGCUGAAAAAACAGAUCUUCUUAAAAAAGGAUGUCUAAAUACAGAGGAAGCUGAUAUUUAUUUGGUCAUUGAUGGCUCAGGAAGCAUUCAGUAUCAGGACUUCCAAGACAUGAAAAACUUUUUAUCCGAGUUGAUAGAUAUGUUUGAUAUUGGACCCCAGAAGGUUCGGGUUGCAGCUGUACAAUAUUCAAGCACAACACAGCUGGAAUUUGGUAUUACUACCCAAUAUGACAAAAAUAAUUUAAAACUGGCCUUAAAGAAUAUGAGGCAACUAGGAGGGGGAACCAGUACUGGAGCAGCUUUAAAUUUUACUCAAGAAUUAGUAGUACAUCCACAGAAUGUCCGGGCAGGAAAUGUCCCUGUGCACCUUAUUGUUCUUACAGAUGGAGAAUCACAAGAUAGCGUGAAGGAAGCAUCUCAUCUCCUCAGGGGUCUCAAUAUUAACAUGUACGCAAUUGGAGUUCAAGCUGCUAACAAGUCACAACUGCUGGAGAUUGCUGGGAGCAAUGAAAAAGUAUUUUUUGUUUACGACUUUUCUUCCUUAAUAGAUAUCAAAAAUAACAUUGCCCGCCAAAUCUGUCAAAGUGAAGCUUGCAAACAAAUGGAAGCCGAUAUUAUGUUUCUGGUGGACAGUUCUGGAAGCAUAGGAAUGGAAAAUUUCAAUAAAAUGAAGGCAUUCAUGAAAGAGUUGGUAAACAAAACUGAGGUUGGACGUGACAAAGUACAAUUUGGAGCUGUUCAGUUUAGUGAUGACAGUAAAGCAGAGUUUCAAUUAGACACACACACGACCAAGAGUGGCAUUUGGAAUGCCAUAGAAAAUAUGGGCUAUUUUGGUCAGACAACAUACACUGGAAAUGCUUUGAAAUUUGUGUCUGAUUACUUCACACAGCCCAAAGGUGCAAGACCCAAAGUUAGAAAAUUUCUUAUACUCAUCACGGAUGGUCAAGCACAUGAUGAAGUGAAAACCCCAGCUGAAUCUUUGCGAAACAGUGGUGUUACUAUUUAUUCUGUUGGGAUUUUUAAUGCAAAUAAAUCUCAGCUAUUUGAAAUUAGUGGAAGGCCUGAACAGGUAUUUUACAUUGAAUCAUUUGAUACACUGAAGACUAUAGAAGAUGAGCUGAUUUUUGGAGUAUGCAGUCCCUAUGAAGAUUGUAGUAAAAUAGAAGUGGCAGACAUUGUGUUUGUAAUAGAUUCUUCUGGCAGCAUAGAUCCUACAGAAUAUGGUAUAAUGAAGGAUUUUAUUAUAUCAUUAGUAAACAAAUCAGAUGUUGGCCCGAAUAAAGUACAGUUUGGAGCACUUAAAUACGCUGAUGACCCAACAGGGCUAUUUUACCUGAAUGAGCAUGAAAGCAGACAGAGCAUUAUACAGGCUAUUGAAAAGGAUGAUAAAGUAGUCAAAGGAAUCAACACUUACACAGCUGAAGCUCUGGAUUUUUCGAAGACGUUUUUCAGAGGGGAACAUGGAAGUCGCCAAAGCUCAGGAGUCCCCCAGAUUCUUAUAGUUUUGACUGAUGGGGAGUCUCACGACCGUGAUUCACUCAAUCAAAAAUCAAAAGAGUUACAAGAUUUAGGAAUUAUCAUCUAUGCAAUUGGAAUAGAUAAAGCCCAAACAGAAGAACUGAUAACAAUGGCAGGAUCCAAGGGACAAUGGUUCCUAGUAGAUAACUUUAAUGGAUUAAAGGACAUAUUUGUAAAUAUAUCUGAGGCAAUGUGCAAUUCAACAGUGUGUGAUGUCCAAGAAGCUGACUUAGUUUUCCUGAUUGAUGGUUCUUCUAGCAUUUCAUCUGAUAAUUUUAAUGAACUGAAGACCUUCAUGAUAUCUGUUGUGGAUGACUUUGAUGUAGGUCCUAACAAAGUGCAUGUAGGUGUUGCACAAUACAGUGAUGUCUACAAGCUGCAAUUUAAUCUCAAAACAUAUGUGGACAAAGUGAGCAUAAAGAAACAAAUUGACAAUAUCAAGCAAAUAACCGGUAAUACUCUUAUUGGAUCUGCUCUUCAACUAACAGAAAACAUGUUUAGUCCAUCUGCAAACAGUCGAAUUAAUGACGGUGUACCUCAAAUAUUGCUUGUGAUAACUGAUGGAGAUUCCCAGGAUAAAGUUGGGCAACCUGCGCUUAAUCUCAGAAAUAAAGGAAUAGAUGUACAUGCUAUAGGAGUGGGACAAAUUGAUCAUACACAGCUUCUUGAAAUUGCUGGAACUUCAGAGAAAAAAUAUACAGUUGAAAAUUUUGGUCAGUUGAAGUCGAUUAAAAAACGACUUGUUAGGAACACAUGCACUGAUCCACAUGACAGCGAUUGCUUUAUUGAUGUUGUAGUCGGAUUUGACAUUUCAGUAGAGUCCAAAGAUGCGAGUUUAUUCCACAGACAAACUCAUCUGGAAAACAUCCUCCCUGAUAUUUUACAAAAGAUGACAGCAUUGAGAAGUGCAAGCUGCAGUAAGGGUAACAGGCCUCAAAUCAGCUUGGCAUUUCAUAUUCCAAAUGCAAAAGAGCCAUUCUCCCCCAUUUUUCGUAUAUACAGCCCAGACCUAGUCAAAAGUCUAAAGUCUAUUAAUGUCACUGGCCCAUCAUUUCUUACUUCACCCUUUCUGCAGUCUAUGGGGAGCACAUUCCAAAAUAAAAACACAAUAAAAGCAAAGAUGCUUCUUGUUUUCACUGAUGGAUUAGAUGAAGAUCUGGAAAAACUUGAGCAGACUGCAGAUGAUCUUCAAAAUAAAGGUUUAAAUGCUUUAGUCACAGUUGCUCUGGAAGGAUCUACUAAUAUUCAUGACAUCAAGUUCAUAGAGUUUGGUAGAGGAUUUGAUUACAUGGAUCAGAUGAACAUUGGAAUGCCGGAUAUUGGCACCAGACUGGCAAAACAAAUGUCCCGUGUUGCGGAGAAGACAUGUUGCUGCAUACUUUGCAAAUGUACUGGAGAAGCUGGCAUGCCAGGGCCAUAUGGAAUUGGUGGACAAAAGGGAAGACCUGGGAUGAAAGGGCAGCAAGGACAUUCAGGUGAAGAAGGAGAAACGGGAGAAAGAGGAGAAAAAGGCCAAACUGGUGUUCCAGGAACCAAAGGAUGCCAAGGUGUAAAAGGUCCAAAGGGUAGCAGAGGAGUCACAGGAGAUAAGAAUGAAGAUGGCGAGUCUGGUAUCAAUGGAAUCCCUGGCGAACAGGGGCAUCCCGGGCUUCCUGGAAUCAAAGGAGAAGAAGGGGAAUCAGGAGAAGCAGGAAGUCCUGGUCCAAGAGGUCCAUCAGGAGAACGUGGAAGUACAGGACUACGAGGAGAUCCUGGCAGUCCUGGAGUUGAUAACAAUAUUCCUGGCUCAAUGGGUGUCAAAGGAGAUCCAGGGAUUGAAGGUGAACAAGGAGCACAAGGACCUCCAGGAACACCUGGAGCCAGAGGAGGUGGAAGAAUCCAGGGUAAAAGAGGUCUUCCAGGCCCACAGGGAAUAAAAGGAGAUCCUGGUGAUGUUGGCCAUCCAGGAGAAGAAGGACUCAGGGGACUUCAGGGAGAAAAUGGAAUUACGGGUAAGAAAGGAGACAAAGGAAGUAAUGGGCCUAAAGGUGUUCCAGGUACUUUUGGAGUUGCUGGGGGUAUAGGAGAUCAUGGGAACUCUGGGAGAAGGGGGAAAAAGGGAGUGCAUGGAGACCCUGGUGAAAAAGGAAUCCCUGGACCAUUGGGACAACGUGGAGAUGAGGGUAAAGAUGGCACAACUGGAUAUGGCACACCUGGAAAAAAAGGAUCAAAGGGUCAGAUUGGUUUCCGAGGAGAUAGUGGUAUUAAGGGCAUAUCUGGAGACCCUGGGGUAGUAGGUGAUAUUGGACCAAAGGGAUUAUCUGGAUUAUCUGUAUCUUCAGGUUACCCUGGUGAUGCGGGGAAUCGAGGGGGACCAGGACCUCAAGGACGGAGGGGGAACAAAGGCACGAAGGGACAGACUGCAUUCUCUACAUGUGACCUCAUCAACUAUGUGCGUGACAGAUGCCCAUGUUCAGAAGGCAGAUCUACAUGUCCAGCUUACCCUACAGAGCUGUUGAUUGCCUUAGAUAUGUCCAAUGAUAUCACACCCGCAAUAUAUAAAAGGAUGAUUAACAUUGUUACGGAUAUUUUAGCCAAUACCACAAUCAGAGGCAAUAACUGCCCAGUAGGAGCUAGAGUCGCAGUGGUUUCCUAUAGUUCACAUGUCAAGUACCACAUCCGCUUUUCAGACUUUCAAAGUAAGGACAAGUUGAUAACUGCUGUAAAGAAUAUACCUUUGGAGAAGACUUCUAGAGGACGUGACAUUGGUGGUGGUAUGAGAUAUGUAGCCAGGAACAUUUUCAAGAGAUCUCUUAAUGGAGCAACAGUAAGAAAAAUUGCAUUGUUCUUCACCAAUGGACGUUCUGAAGAUGUAGUUUCCAUUAACACAGCUGUUCUAGAAUACAGUGCACUUGGCAUUAUUCCAGCAGUCAUUGCAUUCACUUCUGUUCCUGUUAUCAAACGAGCCUUUACAAUGGAUCCAACUGGAACAUUUCAACUGAUUGAAAUCUCUGCAAAUGUAGACUAUAAACCAUCCUUGCAAACUCUUCAGUUAUGCACACUCUGUUUUGAUGGAUGUAAACCAGACACUCUGUGUGUACAAAACAAAGCUAACCUACAAAGGUCAUAUAUGGACAUAAUGUUUGUUUUGGAUAGUUCUUACAAUGUGAAACGGGAUGAAUUUGAUGCUGCAAAAAAUGUUAUAAGAUCAGUGAUUGAUCAGAUUGAUAUUUCAUCAGAACCAAAGACAUCUAACACAGGUGAUAGAGUGGCUUUGGUAAGUAAUUCACUUCCUAGCUUUGCACCAAGUAGUGAAUUAAAACCCAAUAUUGAGUUUGACUUAACAGCCUACACUAGCAAAGCCCAAAUGAAAAGACAUAUCCAAGAAAACGUACAUCAACUGAAUGGACAACCUUCACUUGGAUUUACCUUGAAAUGGACAAUUGACAACAUGAUGUCAAAGGCUCCAAAUCUCAGGAAAAAUAAAGUAAUUAUUACCAUAUUAUCUGGAGAGACAAGUCAAUGGGACAAACAAACACUUAGAGAAACAUCUCUGAAAGUAAAAUGUAAAGGGUAUGCCAUAUUUGUGCUUUCAAUAGGAAAAUCAUACAAUUACACUGAACUAGAGGAAUUUGUUAGCUUGCCUUUGGAACAUCACCUACUUCAGCUUGGCAGAAUUCAUAAGCCAGACCAUGGAUAUAUAGUUGGAUUUAUGCAGCCAUUCUUGAAUUCUAUAAGACGUGCCAUCAACAAGUACCCAGCAACUGAAAUGAAAAGCAAAUGUUCUAAAUUAACUUCAGUUGAUGAAAGCAGAAGUAGAAGGCAAUCAUUAUCCCAACAUGAGACGGGAGAACCUAUCUGGUCAGAGGCUGAAUUCGAUCAUCAAAGAAAACAGCACUCUAAGGAUACAAGCAGUGACCUCAAUAGUUUUGGAGCUUUCACAGCCCAUCCUUUAGCUACAACCAUAAGCAGGGAAAACACCCAAGGGUAAAAGAGCAAAAAGUAACAUGAUAAUUUGAAUGAUGAGUCAACAGAAGCAAGCAGUGGACUUUUGUCUUCCAGAAAAAUCAAUAAAAUGAAAUGAACGUGCUAUUUGGAAAGUUUUGCUGCUGCAUGUGACCAAGAAAAUCAAAUUACAGACCAAUGUUAGGCUUAAACCAAUGACCCAAUCUUUUAUAAUUUCUUAAACAGUGAGGUUCCAUAAUUAAAAAAAAAAACACAUUAUGCAAAAGGUAAUUUAGGGUUUUCCUUUCUCAAAUAUAUCUGUGUCAGCAACUAGCACUGCAAGCAAUAUAUUAUAGCAUUUUUUUCCUGUAAUAAUAAUACCAAAAUUAUGUGUAUUAUGCCUCUUCAGUGAUUUAGGUGCUAAAAAAGAGAAAAAGAGAAAAGCCAUUUCUUUUUUUUUUUAUAAUUCUGAUGGUGCUUAUGGGUAAUAAUAUGAGUGCCUAUGUAUUUCCUUGUACAUGCUGUUUUUCAUAUACUAAACUGAGUUCCCAGUGGAGUGUAUGUAUACUGUUGGCACAAUACACAAAAGUGUAAUUAAAAAAGGACUGUUUACUAAUUAUU
Molecule: messenger RNA, 7313 nt
Organism: Bombina bombina (fire-bellied toad)
Lineage: Eukaryota; Metazoa; Chordata; Amphibia; Anura; Bombinatoridae
Gene: COL6A6
Product: collagen type VI alpha 6 chain
Exons: 39
Coding region: 1-6738 (2245 amino acids)
Biological process (GO): extracellular matrix organization
Molecular function (GO): extracellular matrix structural constituent conferring tensile strength
Source: RefSeq, a predicted model, not a curated record